This is a messenger RNA of Scatophagus argus, 2997 nucleotides long. RefSeq names its product CDK2 associated cullin domain 1 (gene cacul1). Gene Ontology annotation, molecular function: ubiquitin protein ligase binding. The record is from RefSeq and is a predicted model, not a curated record. The transcript has 8 exons. Lineage: Eukaryota; Metazoa; Chordata; Actinopteri; Scatophagidae. Gene Ontology annotation, biological process: ubiquitin-dependent protein catabolic process. The coding region runs from base 322 to 1338 and encodes 338 amino acids.
AAGGUUUCUAUCGUAAAUGUCGUAUUAAGCUGGUCAGUCUGUUGACAUUUUAUUAAUAGUCUUUGGACAACUCUACAUCGUCAUGUUGAAUAUGAUGUCCAUAAAUGAGGUCUAGGAAUUUGCUUUGUUCAGUCAAAGUCUUUGGAACUACAUUUCCCUGUUUUCUCUCGGCUGUCCGGUGAUACGACAUGUCGUAAAAUUCAGCUAACAACAGCAAAACCGAGAUGGACACUACGAGAGGCGCUUGACAGUUUCUACCUUUGCCUUACUUUGUUAUCUGAAAUGUUAAUGUAGUGUACACAUACAGUAACGUUUAUAAAAAUGGAGGCCAUGGAAGAUGACAGUUUGAGCAUAAAAGACGACCAUAACCACAAUUAUUGUGCGAGCAGCAGCAAAGUCCGAACGUAUCUGAGAAGCCAGCUGUCGGAUGCAACGGCGAUUCCCCAGUCCGUCUGCCUACCGGUGCCGGGAGAAGAACCGGGGACGCGACGAAGGAAAGUGCGGUCCAGCAGCUCUGGAAGGUCAAAGUUGAUGGACUCGGAUUCUGGCAGCGAGAGCAGCGAAGUCAGUGAGACCGACUGUACUGCUCCGCCAGCCGCUGUCGAGGGAAAAUACACCCUCGAUUCUACGUCCAAGUUCCUUCUGAAUGCAAUGGCUGUUGAAGACUACCGAAAAAACCACUGGCCAAACCUAGAGAAGGCAAUUGAUCGUCUCCUGAUUCAAAAUCCCACCGACCACAUCUCUGUUUCCUAUGCACAGAUAUACAGUUAUGUCUACAAGUGUGUUUGUCAGCAACACUCUGAGCUGCUCUACAAUGAUUUGACAUUAAAAAUAACAAGUCAUUUGCAGCAGGUUUCUGCACAUCUACAAGCCAGCCCACCUGAGAACUUCAUUGAGAAUUUCAACAAUGCCCUGACGCAGUACACAGCAUCUCUUCAAUGCAUAGUUCCUGUGUUUAUGUACUUGAACAAGUUCUACAUCGAGUCAAAACUGAACAGAGACUUGAGAGAAGAUCUGAUGAAGCUGUUUGCUGAUCAUGUUGCAGAGAAUCAUGUGAACACACUGAUGCCUCUACUCAUCAAUGCUCAUUCCAUGCCCUUUCAAGUCCAGCCAUCCACGAUGGCUGGUGUGGUUAAAGGCCUCUACAGCCUCCGACCAGAAUGGGCCCAGUUGGCCCCAGCUCUCUUCUCUGGGUUUAUUCCUCAAAUCAACCCACCUGCUCUGGAGUCUAUGUUGGCUGACUACGCCGCUCAUGACCAGAAGCUACAAAUGGAGCUCUCCAUGAACGGCUUUCCACGAGGUGACCAGUCUCGCAAACGGGCCAGCGAUGACUCCUGAUGGCAGAGCCGACAUUGCCAUACUCAUUGCAGAACUGUUACUCUGCCUCCCACAUCUUUAUCACAAGUUGGCUUACUGCACUAGGCACAGUGUAGACAGUGUGUCAGUUUCAUCUCCCUCAACUCAAGGUCACAAAACACUGUGAACAACUACAACAACCUGAUGUUGGGCAUAAGCUUAAUCUCACUGCACUAAAAAAAAAAAGCACACAGACUUCCAUUAUGGUGUAUUUCCGCGCGGUUAUGAUGCAUCAGUAUUUGUGGGAUACAGCUGUGUGCACUGAGAUGGUUUUCUUCACGUUGUCCUCCUUUAAAGAGUGCCUUCAUGGUGUCUGUUCAGGUCGGAUAUCCUACCGAGCGAUAGGCUUACGAUGGCAGUGUCAUUCCUAACCUUUAACAUGGAAGUGUCUUUUUUGAUAGACUGGGCUAAUCAAGACUUUCUAUUGCUGCUAAUAUUACUGUCCGUGUGAUGUUACUACAAAUGCCUCAGCUUCACCCACUGUGUCUGUAACUGAGCGACUUUACUCAACACAAGUGAGUGUGGUAAGAAAUGAGAACAAGGGGAACUGAGUAAUUGACCUCGACUUUGAUUCUCUUCAUGUUGCCUUUACUGUGUUGGUAAACCGGAUUGUAUUUUCCUGUUACGCCAAAGAGGAUUUGCAGUACUUGUUUUUUGUUUUGUUUUGUUUUUUUAAUGACUACAUAACGCAUUAUAUUCAAGAUGACGUUGUUAAUGUUGUAUCCUGUCUUAAGUCACUGAGCCAUUUUAUUUUUUGUACUGACAAGUUAUGAAUUUUAGUUGACCCGUUUGUUAAUCCUGAGUCAAAUUCUAACUUUAAAUAUCACUUGCUUGUAAGAUUUGGCAGGGAUUGCCAUGUAGGACAUUACACUUUAUGCCAGAAAGCUUAGACAGCCACACAGUGUUGUUUGAUUUUUGAUUUUUUUGAUCUCUUAAUAAUACUUCAGUUUGUUUGACAUUUUACAUGAAUCAUCCCUAAAUUGUAAAUAUUUCAACUCUGAUGCUGUGUGGAUUUUAUGAAACAAAUGAUAUGCAAAUAUUGUUUGGCCCAAGUCUGGAUUACUUGUGCAUUAAAGAUUCCUAACAUGUAUAGCCUGUUCAUCAUGUAAAUGUUUUUUGUCGUAGCAUAGUCAGUGUACAUUAGCUUUUGUCAUAGAUGCAUUUCAGUUAAAUGGUUCACUUGAACACGAGUAUUUGAUACAAGGUCUUACACUGUUUUAAGUACAGAUAGAUGCUCAGGCUUGCUUUUUGUUUCCAUCUGUGGGUCUUGGAAAUGGUUCUCACUGUCUUUCAAAUAAACUAGUUUCAUUAAUCAUGGGACAGAAAGGAUUUUGUUUGUCGCUAUUCAAGUUUUCUAUCUAGGUCUGAAAUGUUGUUUUCUUCAGAAAGUAGGCAUUAUAAUAAAUCAACAAUACGGAAGAAAAUCAGUCACUGCAGAUGCCAAAGACUAAAUGUACUGUGUUAGUUUGCUGAGAUUAUGUCAAUUUUCUCUAAAAAGCUGCAAAACUAUCCAUGUUAAAACAACUGGACCACUGUGAGUAAAAGUUCACUUGGCUCAAAUGCUGUUUGAGAAAUGUUUGCAAAGAAAACGUUUUGGUUUUUUUUGUUUUUUUCAAAAAAACAAUAAAAUUCUUGAAUCCA